This is a messenger RNA of Eimeria tenella, 1620 nucleotides long. RefSeq names its product DnaJ domain-containing protein, putative. The transcript is spliced from 7 exons. NCBI's taxonomy places the organism in Eukaryota, Apicomplexa, Conoidasida, Eucoccidiorida, Eimeriidae. The record is from RefSeq and is a predicted model, not a curated record. Gene Ontology annotation, cellular component: nucleus. The coding region runs from base 1 to 1620 and encodes 539 amino acids.
AUGGCGCCGCAGGAAGAGGCGCGUGGCGGUGCCCCUGCUGCUGCUGCUGCUGCAGCACCAGAAGCAGCAGCAGUGAAAUCCGAAGCAGCAGCAGCAGCAACAGCCGCCAAAACUGAAGCAGCAGCAGCCAAAACUGAAGCAGCAGGAGCCACAACUGAAGCAGCUGCUGCAGCCAAGAGCGAGGCACCAGCAGCAGCAGAAUCUGCAGAGGCAGCAGCAGCAGCAGCAAAAACAGAAGAAGCAACAGCGUGUAAGACGGGAGCAGCAGCAGCAGAAGAUAAGACAGCAGCAGCAGCAGCAGCAAAGACAGAGUCAGGGGACACAGCUGCAGCAGCGGGCGAAGAUGCCAAGGCGGAUCUCUCCUCAAGCAGCUGCAGCAGCAGCAACAGCAGCAGCAGCAGCCCCGGGACGGGUGCUGGCUCUGCUGCAGAGCCAGAGAAAGCAGCAGAAUCCCCAGCAGCAGCAGCAGGAGCAUCGCCUGCAGCAGCAGCAGCAGCAGAUGCUCCAAAGGGCUCUAUAAACUACGCGGAGCAGUACAUGAAGGCUAUGGGCCUCAGCAGCAGCAGCAGCAGCAGCUGCCGCGGCUUCGACUUGGCAGCAGCAGCAACAGCAAGAGACCUGCCCCCCGACGACAGCAAAGAAGGAGAAACUUCGGGUUUUAAAUUUCCUUCUUAUGAAGAGUUUUUGAAAGAAGAACAAGAAGAAGAAGAGAAGCAAAAUGCCAGCAGCAGCAGCGGCAGCAGCAGCAGCAGCAGCAAGUCCAACGAGCGCCUGGACGACGCCUUCGCUGCGUUCAUGACGGAGCUGGAAAGAAUCCCCUCCUCAAAUCCCAAAGCUCGGCGGGAAGCCGCUGCUGCUGCUCUGGAGGGGCAAACAGUAGCAGAAGCAGCAGCAGCAGCAGCAGCAAAAGUUGUUGUUGCUGCUUUUGGCACUGCAGCAGCAGAAUGUGUCCGCCUAACUUCCCAGGCCUUCUCAAACCCUUUUCAAGUUUUGCUGCUGACCCCCGAGGCCUCCGAAGAAGCCAUUCGCAAACAGUACAGAAAGCUGUCUCUGUUGAUUCAUCCGGACAAAUGCAAACACGAGCUUGCCCAAGAGGCUUUCCAAAUCGUGAACAAGGCCUACGAGAAGCUGCAGGAGGAAGGAGUUCGUUUGAAGUACGAAGGAGUUAUUGAAGAAGCAAAAAAAAGAGUUUUGAAAAAAAGAAUUCAAGAAAACAAAUCCCGAAAAGCAGCAGGGGAGCGUUUGCUGCCGGAGACUGAGGAGGCGCUGCGGGGGGAGAUUUUGGAGUGCUGCGAAUUGCUGCUGAAGGAGCUGAAGGAGAAGCAAGACUACAAGGAGCGCUGCAGAGCAGCAAAUGAAAAAUACGAAAAAGAAAAGGAAGACAAACUGAUUGAAGAAGAAAAGGAAAAAUGCAGAGAGAGAAACGAAUGGGUCAAAAAGAGAGAAGAGCGCGUCAGCAGCUGGAGAGAGUACCAGGAGGGUUUGAAGAAGAAGGAAUUUGAUCACCGAGCCUUCACGGGGCUGCGGCACGUGAGAGAAGAAAGAAAAGAAGAUGACAUAAUUAAAAAGAGACAAAAAGUCCAGGGCAUAGACAACUCCUACAAACUCAACUGGAGAUAA